Trypanosoma theileri is the source of this 1968-nucleotide messenger RNA. RefSeq lists its product as uncharacterized. Bases 1 to 1968 code for a protein of 655 amino acids. The transcript has a single exon. Lineage: Eukaryota; Euglenozoa; Kinetoplastea; Trypanosomatida; Trypanosomatidae. The record is from RefSeq and is a predicted model, not a curated record.
AUGAAAGAGGCUCCAAGGGAAACCUCUGAUGCCGGAAUUCCUUAUGUCUCAAUUAAAACAAGAUUCCACCAGCUUCAGACGUUUUCUGAUAUUAAAAAAACAGUGAGGUCCUUGGCUGGGGAUCCUGCAGAUGUAUCGGUCGCUGGUCUAUCACGAAGUGCCCAUGGAGUUAGUUCCACUGCUCACCCGGAUGUUAGUACUGGUGGUAGUCCCGGUAGUUGUGGGGAGCUGGAUACACGCAAGAGAGUACUUUGCGUGUGGGAUGUGGAUGACACGCUCGUCAGCUCGGGUCCAUCUGGAGUUCGUCAGCAUCCUCUCUUUACUGAGGAGGAACUCACAGGCCUCUACCGAAAUCUUAAGGCGAGACAUUUGCUGCUCUCGCAAGGUAGCAUUGAUGAUGUCUUUGCACCUGGAGGAUUAGGGAAGUUGCAAUAUCUGGCGCCCUUCUUUCUUCCACAGACUGCUGCCAUGUCAGCCAAGAAGUCAAAAGUAAAUGUUGGAUGUGGCGGUUUCUUCACCUCGUGUGGACGACCAAAUACGGCGCGUCAAACAAACUCCAAUACCGCCAUCGAUAAAAGUAGUAGUGGAAUCAAAAAGAAGAAAAAAGGAGAAGGGAAGGAUAAUGAUGAGGAUAAAGAUGCCGGGGCGGAUAUUGUUCGCAUUGCCACUCUACGUGCCCCACCAGAGCAGCCAGAGGAUACAGAACUGUUCUUUAGCGAAGAUAAAAAACCACCACGGUGUUCGAGCGAAGUGCGGUGGUUGGUAAUGCGUCCCUCAUUGUGGGGUAUCUCACUUGCGAGUCUCUCAAACUUCAUUGCCCCAUCAGAGCAUACCGCCUUUCUUGAUGGCUCUGUCUUCCAUAAGAUGGAUGUGGUUCGCUCUUUGGCGGCUAGUGGAUUAUGGGAUGUUGUAUUUUUUAUGGACAAUGAUCUCACAGAGCUUGGAUUGAUACGACCAGGUCUUGGUAUAGAUGACUACUAUCGCAUGAAGAGCGUAGGUAAACUUUUACGAUUUUUUCAAGGAGAUUAUCUCCUACUAGAGGUUUCCGCCGCCUUAGAGGAAAAAGAGCGUAAAAAUAACGUAGUUGAAGUGACAACGAGUCCUUCGAAAGAUACAGAUCCGAUAUUGAACGGUAACUCAACGGAAGUAAAGAAUGGAGAACGUAAAAAGAGUACUAGCAUAUCUCAAGCUGUUUUUUUACCACUUGUCCAGAUACUUGGGACGGAAAACAAAAUUAAUGGUGAAAGAAAAGUUAGUGAUUGUAGUACAUCUGUAAUGAAAAAUAAGGAGGAUACACAGUCACAGGGACAAGUAGUAGAACUUGUUUUAGCUCAUCUUCGACUGAGUGGGGCGAAGUUUCGCCGUAUUACCAAGGUGGAAUCUGAUCCAUUGUCGCGUAAAGAGAGGGAAUGGUGGCAUCCAGCACUUCGAACAGGUCCGCCUUGCACGGAUGAACAUUACACACAGUUAAUGGAGGAUUUUUUCAUCUUUGAAGCGGAAGUAUUAAAUGAGGUUGCGAAGCCAUCACCUCAGAUUAUGACAUUUUAUGGAUGGGAACCAAGUAUAGGCGUAGUGCGUUAUCCUAUAUACAAGAGACCAGAACAUAUUCCAAAACUUAAUAAUCAGUAUGAAGAGGUUUGUCAUCAAGUGAUAACGAAUAUUAUCGAACAGCUAGAUUCCCGAUUAACCGCAGCGCAAGAAUAUGAACUAAAGCGUGAAGCAAACAUUCUCUACCGACGCCUUAUUCGACGUCAACCAGUGAUAGACCCCCAACUCAUUGUGAAACUCGCCACUGCGCUUUUUGAAACACUACGAUCAGAGGGACGUUUGCCACGUAACCUUUCCGAUAGACUCAAGAAAGACAUUCGGUUCAUGUUAGGGGAUGUCAUCACAAGCACCAGUAACAGUAACAUCAGUGAGGGAGUCAAUAGGCACAACUCUCCAACUACUUCCUCCAAGACGGAUUGA